Messenger RNA from Schizosaccharomyces cryophilus OY26, 1676 nucleotides. Its product is annotated as cytochrome c oxidase subunit IV. Gene Ontology annotation, cellular component: mitochondrial envelope. Bases 927 to 1421 code for a protein of 164 amino acids. NCBI's taxonomy places the organism in Eukaryota, Fungi, Ascomycota, Schizosaccharomycetes, Schizosaccharomycetales, Schizosaccharomycetaceae. The record is from RefSeq and is a predicted model, not a curated record. Gene Ontology annotation, biological process: mitochondrial electron transport, cytochrome c to oxygen. The transcript is spliced from 2 exons.
CUAAUAUCAUAGCAUCGUAGUAUCCUAAAAUCGGAGUCUUGUUUGCUUUUCUGUGUGUCCUGUAAAUGCAAAAAGAACCACAGUAGAAGACUUUAUGUUUUCAAUUUUUAACUUUCAACUAGAAGAAGAAUAUUAAGCUCCUAUGGAUUGAAACAGCUUGACUUUUGUCAAUUAUCAUAUUACAGAUUGCGUUUUGUGUAUUAGCUAAUUCAUGUCAUGGAAAUUAUGAAAGGAGAUGGUUCUUUGCUCCUUUUUCUAUCAAACAUAGAGAUUACAGAUUAUAAGUCCGUCGAUUGCCAAAGAAAAAGUAGCUGAAAGAAAGAACUGACUGGACUCGACAAACCCUUUUGCGAAGCCUUUUAUUUGCAACUCGCUCCUGCACUCUGUGCCUGACUUAACUCUAAAUUUAUUUUCUUUUGAUAAAUUUGCAAGUGUUUUCUCUCCAUCAUCACCAUUCUACAAAAGCUGCAAGAAGGAUUUACUGUAAGAAGAUAUCAUACUUCCGGUAACAACUCCAGGUCACGGAUAUCAUUCUAUUAUACUAAAUAGACAAUCCACUCUUUACAGUGCAGCUGAACAAGCAGAAAAGAAUUCCUUUUUUAAAGAAAUCUUUCUUUUUUUUCUUCUUCUCUUUUCCCUUUCCUGUCCCUUGGGCUCGGAAAAGUCGAAGCGAUUCCUACCGUGAAUCAUAGAAAAACCGUUCCCAAUUUAUAGUGAUUUCCGGCUCUAUCAAAUAACAGUAAUAUGCAAUGAAAUAAAAGAUUUGAAUUUUUACAUUUCCUUUAUCCACGUUUGUUUCUUCGAAAAGAAACCAUGAGUGGUGGUCACUUAUCCGUAGCUUCACAGUCCAGUCCAUGUACUACCACAACCUAACUAACCCCCAUCUCCUCGAGUUUAGCUGAAAGCCCAUUAAAUUCAUUUCUAUAAUGUUGAGAACUGUUUUUUCCCGAAGAGUAGCUUGCUUGCGUCCUCUUAAAGCUUCUAUUCCAUCCUAUCGACCUCUUUCUUUUACUGCUUUUCAUCGUAACAAGCAUCAAGAAGUUACAAAGUCUGCAGCUCAAGAGCUUGCCAACGCUAAAGAACCUUCUGAUUUGAUCGGCCCUGGUGGUCGUGAAGGUGAGGUGCCUACUGACAUUGAACAAGCCACUGGUUUGGAGCGUUUGGAACUUUUGGCCGAAUUGGCUGGCCAAGAUGCUUUCGAUAUGAAGCCUUUGGAUGCUUCCCGUAAAGGAACUUUAGAUGAUCCUAUCGUUGUCACUUCUCUUGAUCCUUUCCGUCACAUUGGCUGCUCCGGAAGCCCCUCUGGCUCUCACAAUUUGACUUGGAUGACUGUCAAUGAGCACAAGCCUCGUCGCUGCCCUGAGUGUGGUUCCGUCUACAAGUUGAAGUAUAAUGGUGACCCACACGCAUCUCACCAUUAGUCGCUCUCUUUUACUACAGCUAUUCUUUAGUAGUUAUAAUAUCCAUUACUUUUUAUUCUUUUGCUUUCGUCAAUUCUUUGGUAAAGUUGUUCGCUUCUUUUACUAUACUGACUGUUAUGAUUAACACAAUUGAUUAUCAUUAUUAUCAUAAUACUUUCAGAAAACUUACUUGCAAACACUUCUUCCUAAUAAUUGAUAAACCUUUUCUACUUGACUGGGAAUAAUAUGAUACCAACUGUCUCAUGUGUAACCAAA